GGCUGGGAACCAGCAAAAAAAGCACCUUAUUCCAUUGCCGCAUUGCUGAGUUUUCGAUCAUGGCCUUUGCUUUGAUUGAUGACGGAUGCGAUGGAUGCGGCGAUGAUCCGUUCCCAGCAUUUCCUGCCCGUGGGUGGUCUAUGAGGCGUGGCCAUCGCAAAGCCAUUGAGACCAGGAUCAUUCGAAAAUCUGAAAGUCUCGAAAGGAUUCGAUGGUCCAACGCUCCAAGCCUUGCAAAUGUUGGUCUGGGCCGAUCGGCUGUCAAGCGCAGUGUGAAUCGAUCCUCUAGACGUUUUGAGAAGGAAGAGAUGGGUAAAAGCCGAAAACUUCGUACGCGUCAACUGCAAGAUGCAGUGAUCCAUGCCUGCACGGAGCACCGCCAGACACAGCAAGAGCUUAGCAGUGUGCAGACAGCUGCUGACAGUGCUGUAGAGACAUACCUUUUUUUCGAGCAUCUUGCUCCGCUCACCGGGGCCAGAAAAGAAAGCUUGAAAGAGGUCGACGACUCUGAGGUGGCCUCCGUUUGCACCACGGCCACGGGAUCUGAAGGCUCCGACAUCAGCAUGCAUCUCCAGAUGCACUCCUGCAGGUCUCCCUGGGAGGCAGCUGUCUUGCAGGCAAAUCUGGUGGCCAUUUCUUAUAAAGUCGGCACCGGGAAUCUGACUGAACCUAAAAAGAAGCAGAAGAAGGUCGUGCUCAGUGCUGAGGAGAAGUACUUGGCCGGACUCAGUGAGGAAUAUUCCGUGCGUUUUGCCUACGAUCUGAAGGCAGAGCCCUCCUGCGGAUUUGAGAAGUUCCGCUCAGAGUUCUUCUACAAGAAUGCUUCUCACUUCUGUAGACAACUGCAGCCCCUCUACAACCCAACGUCUGCUCGUUGGAACUUGAGGCCAGCUCCUAUCAGCCAACAUGUGCAGAAGAAGUUCCUGGAGACUUUGGCAGCAAAAGGUCGAGAGAAGUUGAUGUUGGCCUUUCAUGGUACCAACGAAAAUGCCUUGAGAUCUAUCUACAGCAGUGGUUUGCUGGUCCCUGGAAAGGAGAGUGGUGUCAAGGUGGCCAAUGGCUCAGCAUUCGGUGUCGGUAUCUAUGCUGGCAAGGCAGACAAUGCCGCCAUCUCUUGGAGCUAUGCGCGAGGCGAGUCGAGGCCUUUAUUGGUUUGUGCUGCCUUGGACGGAACAGCGGAGGAGGUGCAUAACCAUGCAAACUUCCAUGUCUUCAAGACCGACCACAGUGUGGUGCCUCUGUUUGAGGCAACCCUUCCAGACAGUCAGAACAGGCUUCCACCAGCGACUUUGGUGACAAUGGCUCGGUAUGUGGUGAGAAAGCGGACCAUUGUGCCUGAUGCAAAGAAGCCAAAAGGCCCUGGACCAAAGACUAGAAUCCCAAACCCUUUGGCAAGUCCAGCUGUAGUUGUUUUCUUAUCUCGUAGGGCGGCUGGUAAAAGGCGGGGAACCAGCCGAUGCGGCUGAAAACUCUCGCAGAAUUGUACAGUGUGCAGAUACCGUGCUGCUCGAUUUAUUUUUGCAAGCCAAACCUGUUGCAUGUCCCAGACCCGAGUUGCAGAUGUGCAGUGUACAGCUUUUGCAACCAACGAUCCAAUGGAUCAACCAAAAGGAUGCAUGCAAAAAGGCAGGCUGCUAGGUGACAC
Cladocopium goreaui is the source of this 1645-nucleotide messenger RNA. Lineage: Eukaryota; Dinophyceae; Suessiales; Symbiodiniaceae. The record is from the annotation of a GenBank genome assembly.